AUGUGGGAAUUCGCGGUGCCGCUCUUUCUCCUAGACUCCUCGUACACUGCCACGUCAGCUUCCUCUUCCUCCUCUACAGUCACCUCCGGUAGUAGCGCCGGAUCAGCCUCUUUGCUCCUCGUGGCGCUUUACGGACUUUCCGAGUCGCUCGCGAUGUCUUUAUUCUCCGUCCCCAUAGGAACGUGGGUGGAUCUUUGUCCGCGUUUACCACUAGCUGCCUUCGCUAUCUCCGCUCAAAAUGCCGCUCUGUUUCUCGCCGCGAUUGCCGUCGCCGCUCUCCUCUACCUCGCCGACUUUCUCGCCGCACCCGCCGCCGCAAGUUCCGCUGGGCCUGAUCUUUUCGCAUGGGUGACCGGAGCAGCCGAAACGGGAGCUGACGUGGCGCUGGUGGCGGCGGUUUGCGUGCUGGGCGCUGCGGCUGCUCUCGCCGGAUUGGCGCGCGGGAUCGCGGUGGAACGUGAUUGGGCAGUGGUGAUUGCGGAUUGGGUUUGCGAGCAGGAAGGUGCUGCGAAUUUGAAAAGGGGAUGUGGGCGGCAGGGGGGAUGGGAGGACAGGGGGCAAGACGAAAGGGAGAGAGGAGGGGGAGUAGUGGAGGUGGUGGUGGGAAAUGAGGAGGAUGCGACUAAAACGCAGGUGCCGUUCGAUAACGGGGAGGCUUGUAGCGAAUCAGCGCGGCGGGAGAGAGAGGAGGGGGGGAGGGACGGGGGGGGAGAGCAUCACUUGCGGACACACGUUGUAGAAGAGAGUGGAGUCAGCGAAGCAGGGGGGGGAGGGGAUGCGGACGCUAAUUGCCGGGACAAGGCAGCGCAGACACAGGAGGUUCUGACUGUGCAGCAGCAGGGGCAGCAGGAGGGGAGGGAGGGACAGCAGGGACAGCAGAGACAGGAGCAAGAGCAGCAGGGGAGGGAGCAGCGGGAGCGCGUGCGAGCGCGGCUCAACUCCACUCUUCGCACCAUCGACCUGCUCUGCCGCCUGCUCGCCCCGGCCGUCACUGGCGCCCUCAUGGCCGCUGCUGUCUCUGCAUCCACGUCCGCCUCCGCCUCCGCCGCCUCCCCCUCCGCCACUCCCCCUUCCGCUGUUACAUCUCCAGCGUCGCCCGCACGUCACGAGUUACUGCCCGUGUCGCUGCCGCUCGCCAUGGCAGUGUGGGUCCUCGUGGCCGCUGCUGCGGAGCUGCUGCUGCUGGCGCUUGUCCACUCGCAGGUGCCCGCGCUGGGGGAGAGGCGCAAGGAGAGAGCAGGGGAGGGAAUGGUGGAGGACGAAAGGGCUGGUGAGAGGGAGAGAGAAAGUGAGGGAGGGGAGGAGGAAGAGGUGGAAGAAGAGGAGGACGAGGAAGCGGAGGAGGAAGAGGAGGAGGAACAAGGGAGAGGGAGAGGGGUGGGGCGUGGAGGGGAUGAUAAGAAUGGAGCGUUGGAUGUUAAGAGCUCGGCAAGCGGAGCCGCGGCUGUCACCGGCGUGCUUGGGGCAACCCUCUUCCCGAGCCUCUGCGCCAGGCUCGGGCCGAGCCGGACCGCCGAGGCUUCCGUGUGGUCGCAGCUGGCGUGCCUCCUGCCGUGUGUCGUCGCGGGAUUGGUUCUCCAAUCGUCAGGGCCGAUACCAGCAGUGCUGCUGAUGGCAGGAGUGGUGCUCUCAAGAGCUCCUCUCUGGGUGUUUGAUCUGUCUGUGCUGCAGAUGGUGCAGGGGGCGGUGGUGGAGGAGGAGAGAGGCGCGGUGGGGGGAGUGCAGGAGUCGUUGCAGCAGGGAAUGCAGCUGGUAGCGCUGGUGCUAGCUGCGGUGAUCAGCAGACCGAGGGAUUUCUGGGUGCUGACGACGGUGUCGGGAGGGGCUGUGAUGCUGGCUGCGGUGCUGGUGAGUGUGGAUCGUAGGCUGAGGGGAAUCUUGAGACGAAUCAGGAGAGGUGGUUGGCAGAGGCAGGCCGAGGGACUCAUGGGAGUUGACGGCAGGGCUGGGAGCGGCGCAGGUGCAGAUGAGGUUUAG
Molecule: messenger RNA, 1977 nt
Organism: Closterium sp. NIES-65
Lineage: Eukaryota; Viridiplantae; Streptophyta; Zygnematophyceae; Desmidiales; Closteriaceae
Source: the annotation of a GenBank genome assembly